AUGCAGGAAGUCGUCUUAUGUGCUGCUGCACCCCAGGCCUCUAGCUCUGGUUCAGGCGCAAUCGUUCUACAUGACGUCCAGACCGGUACCUCGCUUGCUUCCUUCAAACAAUCAAAUUCUGGACCACACUGCAUAUCAUUCGUCGAAACGCGCGAUGGCCAAGGAGGAUUCAUACUUGCGGCACAGCACGAGAAAUCAAUCCUAAACGUCUACAACUUCCAAAAACACCAACUCGCCUUUAAAAUAAUCCUUCCUGAAAGGCCUUCGUGCCUCACGGUGGAUAAUUCGGGAACUUUCUGCGCGGGAGGGACGACCCAAGGCCGAAUAUAUCUCUGGGAGGUCGCAUCAGGCAUCUUGUACAACUCCUGGGACGCCCACUAUCGCCGCAUCAAUGUCCUCACAUUCACCCAUGACGGUGCUGCUCUUAUUUCAGGUAGUGAAGAUUCUGGUGUUAGCAUUUGGUCCGUGGCAAGAAUCGUCGAUGAAGACACGCAAAACGAGCUUCCGACCCCAUAUUGCACGCUAUCAGAUCACACCUUACCAGUAAAAGACAUCGUUUGCGGCCUCGGCGCAUUCCCUACUUGUCGCGUGCUCACCGCGUCCCUCGAUCAUACUGUCAAGCUCUGGGAUCUGUCUUCUCAGUCGCUGUUGACUACCUUCUACUUCCCUAAACCCAUAUCAUCAAUGGUUUGGGAUAUUACCGAACACUUAUUUUUCGCUGCUUCACUGGAUGGCUCCAUAUACCAAGUCAACCUUUUCCGCCAGCGAACCGAAAAACACGCUGGUCAGACAAUCGAAGCUGUCGGAGGCGCAGGCGUCAGUGAUCUCAUCCGUGUCGCCGACGAGGACAGCAAUAGUCGAAAGUGUCUCAUAACAGUCGGCCAACCAAUAACAGUUCUCAUCAUCUCCCUCACCAGCUCGCUUCUUCUUGUGGGCACUUCCACGGGGCUCAUCCACAUCUACGACAUUGCCUCCCACCAGCUCCUUCGGAUCAUCUCGACGCACAAGGGCAUGUCAAUAUCCCAUCUCGCGACCAUGCUCAAACCGCCUGACCUUGUCGGACACAUCAGCCUGUCCCUCGGUCUUGGAAGUUCCGCCGAUGCGAAAGAUAUCAUUCCUAUGCGCCCUGUCGUGCCGUUCCACCGCAUAAAAGAUUCAAACGCUUACGAUUACCCCGAAGCCGAAUUCCAACGAGAUUACGCGUUUUUCGUGCAACCGGACGCGAUUAGCACCUCGGAAGCAUCGAGUGCACGCGUUGCUAGACUUGAAGUUGAGGUAGAGAACUUGCGAGAACAACUUUGGAAGGCGAAGGGGAUUAACGACGUGAUGUGGGAGACAAUUGUGCGGAAAGUCAUGACACAGGAAAAACGAGAAGCGGUUGUGGAAGGCGAGGACGUAGAGAAGCCAAAAAAGAAGGGUAAGAUUAACUUGCUACCCAACCAAUCGUUCUAA
Molecule: messenger RNA, 1452 nt
Organism: Suillus subalutaceus
Lineage: Eukaryota; Fungi; Basidiomycota; Agaricomycetes; Boletales; Suillaceae
Product: WD40-repeat-containing domain protein
Exons: 7
Coding region: 1-1452 (483 amino acids)
Biological process (GO): rRNA processing; DNA-templated DNA replication
Cellular component (GO): nuclear pre-replicative complex
Molecular function (GO): protein binding
Source: RefSeq, a predicted model, not a curated record